Molecule: messenger RNA, 2133 nt
Organism: Debaryomyces hansenii CBS767
Lineage: Eukaryota; Fungi; Ascomycota; Pichiomycetes; Serinales; Debaryomycetaceae
Gene: FRE10
Product: Fre10p
Exons: 1
Coding region: 1-2133 (710 amino acids)
Biological process (GO): iron ion transport; copper ion import; intracellular iron ion homeostasis
Cellular component (GO): plasma membrane
Molecular function (GO): ferric-chelate reductase activity
Source: RefSeq, a predicted model, not a curated record
AUGGUUUCCCUUAGUUCUUUUUUGGCUGGUACAUGCUUCUUUGCAGGCGUAUUAGCUGAUGGUGAACUCGUAUACCACAAGUCAGAUAUUGCUCUCUUAGUUUGUGAAUCAGUAAUUGAAAAGGUUGCUUUAUUUUUCGAAGAAACAGAUGCCGUUGGAUUCUGUAAUGUUGACAACCAACAGGCAUUAGGUACCAUGGCACACUGCUUGAAACAAAUCCCCCAAAGAGAAGGCGUUAAAGCAUUCCUCAAGUCUUGUGAGUCAUAUGGAUUAACAGAAGAAGAUCUUUACCUGGCUUAUUCGAAUGCGACCAAAUAUUUAACUAAUGUCACUGCUGAUCCUAACUUCAACUUGACAGAGCUAUACUAUAAGCCAGCUUUACUUUCGCAGAAGAGUAUUGACGCUGGUUAUCGCUCGGGUAUUGGCCGUUUCUAUAAUUAUAAUUAUGCUACUUGGUUUGGUGUUGCUUUAGUUGCAUACUGGUUCGUUGUUAUGUUUGUUGCAGGUAUUUGCAAUUAUAUCCAUUUCCUUUUCCCAGGGGUUGUUAAAGGAUUGAAGGGUUCAUUUACGAAUAGCUUUAGAAAAUAUAUAUCUUUGCCUGCAUUAGGAAGAAAGGCUCAUGCUGAACAUGUGUCGUUUUUGAAAAUCUUCCAAUGGGUUGUUCCGACAAGAUUAGAAUCAAUUUUGAUUUUUAUUUGGUAUAUCUUGGCCCUUGCUUUCAACGUAUGUUUGUACAAUCAUGAUGAUCCAAAUUUAUACUGGCCAAAAUCAGAAUCAGCUGAAAUUGGUCGUAAAAUAGCUGACAGAACGGGAAUCAUGUCAUUAUUUUUGAUUCCUACUUUAAUUUUGUUUGCUGGUAGAAAUAAUUUCAUGCAAUGGAUUUCAGGAUGGUCAUACUCAAGAUUUAUUGCAAUUCACAGAUGGGUUUCCCGUGUUACAUUUCUUUUAGUUAUGAUUCAUGCUGUUGGUAUGACGUACAACGCUAAAGGUAUCAAUCCUUUAAAAUACGACACCCGUAAUGCUAAAGAAUAUGUUAGAUGGGGAUAUGUUUCUCUUGUGGCAGCAAGUAUUAUGUGCUUCCAUUCUUUGUUGGUUUUCAGAAAAAAGAACUACGAGUUAUUUGUCUUUGCACAUAUUAUUUUAGCUGUUCUCUUUAUUAUCGGAGGUUGGAGACAUGUCGAGGAAGAAGGUUACCAACAGUUCUUUUAUGCUGCGGUGGCCAUAUGGGUAUUCGAUAGAGUUGUAAGAAUUGUACGUCUUGCCGCCUUUGGGGUUCAACUUGCUCAUGUUGAAUUAAAAGCCAAUGAAACACUCAAAGUUACUGUACCUAGACCUGCUUUCUGGAAACCAUUUCCAGGUUGUCAUGCAUUCAUUCAUUUUUUGAGACCAACCUGCUUCUGGCAAUCACACCCUUUCACUAUUGUCGAUUCAGCUGUCGAAAAUAAUACCAUCACUUUUUACUUGAAGGUUAAAGGUGGUGUCACACAUGGCUUGUACCAAUAUUUGGCCAAGCAACCAGACCAUAAGACACAAAUGAAGGUUUUAGUUGAAGGGCCAUAUGGCCAAAGAAUCCCUAUUGAUAAGUAUGAUACCGCUGCAUUCCUUGUUAGUGCCAAUGGUAUCCCCGGUAUGUACUAUGAAGCUAUGGAUUUGGCCAGAAGAUCCGUUGACAGACAAAGAGUCAGAUUUUACUGGGUUAUUCGUCAUUACAAGUCUAUCGAUUGGUUCUACGAAGAAUUGUUAAAGUUUGAAGGCACCAUUGUUGAGCCAGUGAUAUACGUGACACAACCUGAUGCCGGUUUGGCGGCACCAAUAGGCCAAAUAAGUGAUUCAAGCGAUUCCAACAAAUCUAUCGAUGAAAAGAACGAAAAAGAUGAAAACAACUUGAGUGAUAACGAAGUCUCCAGCGACUAUGUUCACGACUUGAAGACAAAAUUAUCUUUCGUCCAAUUCAGGGAAGGAAGGCCUUCAAUCAACCACUUAAUCGAAGAAGAAAUCAACGAGGCCAAUGGUUCCAUUGCAUUUGUUUCAUGUGCGCAUGGUUCCAUGUGUGACGAUAUUAGAAAGUCGGUAGCCGACAACCUUAGCACAACCACGCGGGUUGAGUUAUUUGAACAAGUCCAAAACUGGUGA